UCCUCCCUCCUCGGGCCCUUCUCUCUCUCCAUCGCCUUGUUCAAUUUUGAAACCCUAAGUCCUUUUUUUUUUUUUUGCAAUCCCCUACUAAAGUGAUUCCGUAGUCUCAAUUCGAGUUGUAAUUACUAUAAACUGGUGUCGUAUAUGCUGGGUCUUUUAACUCUUGACGUUCAAUUAUUAUUUAGACCUCUGGAACGGCAGAAUGGAUGAUGUACCUGCUGACAAGCCAAGUUCGCCUUCUGCUAAAGCUUCUGAGGUACAAACUCCUGCUGUCACAAAUUCAGGAUCUACUAAUCCUACUCUUGAUGCACCAUCCAAGCUGUCAUCAUGGGCCAAAAAUUUAAAAAUUCCUCAGCCAUUUGCUACCUCGCAAGAGAACUCACCAACAGGAAAUGCUGGAAAAUCAACUUUUUCACGAUUUACUAGUGGGUUUGGACUGCGUUCGUCUCCAAAAUCUCCUGCUAGUGAUAGUUCUGACGGUGCUUCAGCAACCACGCAGCCUGGUUUUCUUGGAACAAUUACGAAAGGUAUAGUGGACUCAUCUAAAAAUGCAGUAAAAGCUGUACAGGUUAAGGCUCGUCAUGUUGUUUCACAGAACAAACGGAGAUACCAGGAAGGAGGAUUUGACUUAGAUAUGACAUACAUCACUGAGAACAUAAUUGCUAUGGGGUUCCCUGCUGGUGACUUGAGCUCUGGGUUUUUUGGAUAUGUUGAGGGUUUCUAUCGUAAUCACAUGGAAGAAGUGAUUAAGUUUUUUGAAACAUAUCACAAGGACAAGUACAAAGUGUAUAACCUUUGCUCUGAAAGACUAUAUGAUGCUUCAUUACUUGAAGGAAAGGUGGCCAGUUUCCCGUUUGAUGAUCAUAAUUGCCCCCCAAUUCAAUUGAUAAUAUCUUUCUGUCGAAGUGCUUACUCAUGGCUGAAGGAGGACAUUGAGAAUGUUGUAGUUGUGCAUUGUAAAGCUGGAAUGGCAAGGACAGGGUUGAUGAUCUCUAGCCUUCUUCUAUACUUGAAGUUCUUCCCCACUGCUGAAGAGUCCAUUGACUACUACAACCAGAAAAGAUGUGUUGAUGGAAAGGGGCUUGUUCUGCCAAGUCAAAUUAGAUAUGUCAAAUACUUCGAACGCACGUUAACAUACUUCAAUGGUGAAAACCCGCCUGGGCGGAGGUGCAUGCUUAGGGGGUUCCGGCUCCAUCGCUGCCCUUAUUGGAUCAGGCCCUCCAUCACUAUCUCUGAUCAUAAUGGUGUUAUCUUCUCAACAAAGAAGCAUCCGCGCACCAAGGAUCUCUCGCCUGAAGAUUUUUGGUUUAGCGCACCAAAGAAAGGAGUUAUGGUCUUUGCUUUGCCUGGGGAGCCUGGUCUAACUCAGUUGGCUGGGGACUUCAAAGUUCAUUUUCAUGAUCGCCAAGGAGAUUUCUACUGUUGGUUAAACACAACAAUGAUAGAAAACAGAAAAGUUCUGAAUACCAGUGAGCUUGAUUGGUUUGACAAGAGGAAAUUGCCGUCCCCUGGUUUCCAGGUUGAGGUUGUGCUAGUAGAUUAUAAUGGUACUGUUCCCACCACGCCCCAGACUGAAACUACUACCAAUAAGCCAGAUGAAAGCUCCGGGACUGGUGCUGCAUCAACUGACGGAGGUGCAGCCCCAGCAAAUGAAAAUAAAGACCCAGGACAUAAUGACAAAGAUGAUGUGUUCUCAGACGGUGAGGCAGAAGAAUCUGGUUCAUCAAAGAGCAGGCAGAAUAAGGCAACAUCUGCAGAGGGAAUAGCUCUUAAUUCAGCAACCUCCGAACCUGAAACAAAUGACAAAUCAGUUCAAGUUGCAAAUUUGGUGCAUUCUACCGAGCAAGUUUCUUUAGGAAGUGCAAUCUCCCAACCGAUGCAUGGUACUAGUGAGCCAAGAAAAGAUGCUGCUGCUGCAGCUCCUCCUGCUGCAGGUGUUCAAGUUUCGAGCUCAGAAAGUGAAUUCAGGGCAAUGGCGGCUGAUGCAUCUGUUUUCAGCUUUGGAGAUGAUGAGGACUAUGAAAGUGACUAAACUUGGGGCAGAACACAACAGAUGCCACUUCUUCUGUACAUAAAACUGGUUUGCAAGUUAUACGCGUUGGCCAUAUUAUAUCAAAUCAUAUUCGCUUCAUUUGUAUCUUGUAUCAUCAUCAGAAUCUGGUUCUGCCUUCUUUAUGUUGUAAAUUGAAAAAAACUAUUACAUUUGACUAUCAGAAUAAACAUUCCAUUUAAAUGUGAA
This is a messenger RNA of Gossypium raimondii (Peruvian cotton), 2239 nucleotides long. Its product is annotated as phosphatidylinositol 3,4,5-trisphosphate 3-phosphatase and protein-tyrosine-phosphatase PTEN2A. Gene Ontology annotation, cellular component: cytosol. Gene Ontology annotation, molecular function: phosphatidylinositol-3,4,5-trisphosphate 3-phosphatase activity. Bases 203 to 2032 code for a protein of 609 amino acids. The transcript has 13 exons. Gene Ontology annotation, biological process: dephosphorylation. NCBI's taxonomy places the organism in Eukaryota, Viridiplantae, Streptophyta, Magnoliopsida, Malvales, Malvaceae. The record is from RefSeq and is a predicted model, not a curated record.